CCGGUAGAGGGGGCGAAAACAAUAAUGACAGGUCAACAGGUGUUACGCUUGUUAUUCUUUUCCUAACCUAAUUUUUAUAAUAAAAUGAAACACAUUCCCGAGGAAACGAAAUUAACGACAAAGGAUAUAUUUGUAUCUAUCGUCUCCGCCUCUGAAAAUAACCUCAAACUGCAAAAUUUCAUCAAGGAGGAUAACGAGGAGCCAGUGCAGCUUUUGAAACCAGCAGCGGAUUCUGCCACUUCUGCACCCCCGAGAUAUCAGCCGCCGCCGUUACCGCCCACUGGUGCCCAAGGCAUCCUCAAACAUCAUCCGAAAGAUGCCAAACUUUACCCCGCACCUAAACUACCCGAAAACGUGAGGCUGCCCCAGCCGGGGAAAAACUACCCCUACUACCCAGAACGCACCACACAAGUGCAGGUGCACCAGCCGCGGCCCUUGGACGAGCCUGGCGUGCCCCAGGUUCAGCACCGGCCAGUUCGCUACGACGACGAGUUUCUCCGCCCCGAGAUGUUGAAAUUCGUGCGUAAACCCGACGACCCUCGCCUAGCCGACCCCAAUCGGCACAUGCAGAGCAUCCUCGGCGAGCUGCGAGCCCUAAAAGAGGCCAACCAGCGCCUCGCCGACGAUAACCAGGAGUUGAGAGAUUUGUGCUGUUUCCUCGACGAUGACCGCCAGAAAGGACGCAAAUUGGCCCGCGAGUGGCAACGGUUCGGCCGUUACACCGCCAGCGUGAUGCGUCAGGAAGUCUCCGCUUAUCAGAGCAAAUUGCGCGAGUUGGACAAUAAGCAGCAAGAGUUGAUCAAGGAUAACUUGGAGCUGAAGGAAUUGUGUCUUUAUUUGGACGAGGAGAGAGGCGGGAAUUCCAUGUGUCCAGCGUGCGGAAGCGCCCCCACGGGGAAUCUCCGGGAUGAUGGAGACGGGUCGAGUUCGAGUACUAAUGCGGAUGAACCGGCGCUGCCCCAGCAGUUUUCCACGGGGGGCAACCCACCGAGGAGGUCGGCCAGUCGAGAGAGGAUCCUCCACGAGAAUCUCGCGAGACAAAGGAGCACUUUCAACGAUCAAAUUAUGCAAUACGUUAGGAGUCUCGAACAGAGGGUUAAACAACUAGAAGAAGAUAAACGAGCCCUGACUCAUAAAAUCAAUCAAAUUGCGACCACAACAGGCGAUUCGAGUAUCGCAAUUCCGCCAGACGCGGGCGUUGGGGUCCUCUCGGGCCGACCGGAGGCCGUCGUUAGAGCCCUCCAGGUUCUCGAAGUACGAGAACAAUUAGAGAGGGAAGGACGGAUGCCCGAAAGGACGGAAAAUAUGUCAGAUAGCACGUCUCAAGACAUGGACGAUGGGGAAAAAGCUCUCGUCAGAGAAAUGUGUAAUGUUGUUUGGCGAAAAUUAGAAGAAGGACCCUCCCGAAGAUGAGCCUAUGCUUGCCGUAAUAUUUAAGUACAAGAAACGUCUUGCCAUUGCGUGACGUCUAUAUCAGAUCCUGCUUAUUACAGAGUAUUAUUUUUAUACAAUUAUUUAUUUUAUAUCACGAAUUGUAUGUGUGAAUCCUGAUGUAAUGUAUGUGGUUUGAAAAUUGUUAUUUUUGAGAAUCUCUUUAAAUAAAAAAAAUCUUUCUAUGA
This is a messenger RNA of Tribolium madens (black flour beetle), 1619 nucleotides long. Its product is annotated as coiled-coil domain-containing protein 85C-like. The record is from RefSeq and is a predicted model, not a curated record. Lineage: Eukaryota; Metazoa; Arthropoda; Insecta; Coleoptera; Tenebrionidae. The transcript is spliced from 6 exons. Gene Ontology annotation, molecular function: protein binding. Bases 85 to 1413 code for a protein of 442 amino acids.